AUGGACGAAUGGAAGGAAACAUUUCGAGCCAUUUAUGGGAAAUCGCCGACAGCUGAGGAUCUCGAAUUGGCGCCGAGUUGCCUAAAAGAAAAUGUUCCAAAAAUUGAGAAAAGCCCGAAAACUCAGCAACGCGGUGUGAAGCGAAAAGCGUUCGCGAUGAAAAUGCUCGACGGCGAGGAAUUUAGUCCGGUUAAAAAAUGGGUACUAAUUUUGAUUGUUGAAAAAAAAUUGCAAAUUUUUGAUUUUGUGUUUCUCGUUGUGCAGAAGAAAAAACCGACGGACGAGGCGUUGACGCCAAUUCGGAAAUCGCCAAGAAAACGUUUGGCGCCACCGCCAAAAUUUGAGAUGGCGUCUGUCUCGCCGCGAAAACGAGCAACAAUUGUCGAUUCACCCGAAAAAUCGCUCGAUUUCACGCCGACAAUUAGUAGCUCAACAAAAAAAUGGCGACAAAUCGAUAUCGAUGCGGUCUCGCCGCGAAAAAUCGUCGCCACAUCGUCGACGCCGAUCAAAUCGCCGGUAAAAAUCGCGUAUCAGCGUCAGCUAACUGUGAAAAAGAAUAUUGGAAUGCUUUUGAUGGCGACGCCCGAGAAGAGGAGAGACGAUGAGGCGGAGCUGAUUGAGCACUUCGAGGAUGAGACGACUGACGAGGUCGCCGCUGCCGCGCCGUGUCUCGCGCCGAAAACAUUGAAGACGAAGAAGGCAUUGGCGUCGAAGGCGAACUUCCAGAAGAUCAAUCUACGAAAGAAGACGUUCGUUCGCGGCAAAGUCACCGCCGAGCAGAAGCGAAAAUUCCGAAGGAAGCUGAUGUUCAAAAAGUCGGGCGGCGCUCGAUAA
Caenorhabditis bovis is the source of this 834-nucleotide messenger RNA. The record is from the annotation of a GenBank genome assembly. Lineage: Eukaryota; Metazoa; Nematoda; Chromadorea; Rhabditida; Rhabditidae.